This is a messenger RNA of Oncorhynchus mykiss (rainbow trout), 1112 nucleotides long. Lineage: Eukaryota; Metazoa; Chordata; Actinopteri; Salmoniformes; Salmonidae. The record is from RefSeq and is a predicted model, not a curated record.
AUUUUACUCAGCUCAAAGUAACACGUUUUUAGCGUUCCUCUGCUCUGCUGAAUGCUCUUGCCUGCAAUGCUAUUCUUCAGUUUCACUCCAACACAUUAGGUGGCAGCAUUGUUAGUGGCGCGCUCACCAGUGAGUGUUUCGGGUUAAUUCAAAAUGGCUGCGCCCUGAGCAUUAGUUGAAGGUGUCUGCUUUGAGCAUUGAAUAACGGGAAGGUACGACGGACGGAUAGACGGCGUUCCAUACAGAACGGGAUGUCCAAGAUCUCCAAGGCCGUGAAGAAGGUGGACAUGGAGGGCGUGAUCCGGGCCAUCGUGAGGUUAGGACAGGCGGCUCCCGGACCUCCUCUGGGUCCUGUCCUGGGACAGAAGGGCAUCCCUAUUGGCCAGUUCUGCUAGGACUUCAACGAGAAGACAGAAGAGCUCAAGGAAGGAAUCCCUCUGCCCAUCCAGAUUCAUGUUAAGCCUGACAGGACGUAUGACCUGAAGAUCGGCCAACCCACAGUGUCUUACUUCCUCAAGCAGGUGGCUGGCAUCCAGAAAGGGGGCCAGUAAAACCGGCAAGGUUUGGACAUUCCGGGAGGGUGUCUGUGGAGGGCUGUGUAUGAGAUCACUCAGGUCAAGGCACAGGACGAGGCCUUGAAGAUGCAGAAUGCUUCCUUAGAGACGGUCGUCAAGAGCAUCAUCGGUUUGGCUCGCUCGUUGGGCGUUGAGAUCGUCAACGAUUUAUCGGCAGAGGAGUCUAACACUUUCCUGGAGGAGAAGGAGAGGCUGAGAGCCGAGGCUGCAGCCGAAGCAGUCAGUGAAGAAGAAAUGAGGACCACCCCAUAUCCUACAUAUGCAUUUAUACUGACCCUGUACUGUACACAUACAACUCACAUACACACGUUCUGUCAUAACUGUCAUUUACAGUAGAUCUGUAUUUCUUAGCAAAAUAAACUUGUAUGAUUUUAAGUGUAGUUGAGUGUGUUUUUAUGCCAAUUUUCUCAACGAGAUUCAUGUUUUCUCUAGAGUUUAUUAAAUACAAACAAUGUGCAGAAGAUGAUUUAAGGAAUGUAUCUCAUCUCUCAAUAUUGGCAUCAAACCAAGCUGUAUUAAAGGAAUUUGUUAUAAAAA